AACUUCUGGAUUCAGAUAUAUAUGCAUCAAGUGUUCCGCCAGUCAUCGAUUAUCCUCCUGAUACUAGUAUUACAUUACAUUCAGCAAAUAGUGGUGGCCUCUGGCCAUCAAGAAUAACUCAGAAACCACAAUUCGUUAAUGGUUUAAGAGCUCGUGUUGAAAAUAGCGUUGAAACAGCUCUUGAAGUUAAUAUUUUUCGUAUAUUGAACCAGUUCUUACUUCCAAAAUUUGAGUUUUCGAAACAAAAGGAUUCAGAUUUUAAUCAUGAUGAUCCAAACAUCAGCACUGGGCUACCAGAUUUCACUUGUCGAAAAUAUAAAGAUUCUGAUGAUUCUGAAGGAAGAAGGAUCAUUGAAAUCGAAGUCAAAAGAGAUAUUGUUGUAAAACAGUUAUAUGAGACCAAUUUAGAUGAAUUAUUCAGUUAUGAAGGUUCUAAUAAUCAAAGUUUCAAUUAUCAAAGUCAAAGUUUGGGCUAUGGUCAGCAAGGUUCUGGUGAUAGUUCAGGUUUAGGCAUCAGUGGUCAAAAUUACACAGCAGAAAUACAAGAACGGACUUAUGGUUAUAAAGAGAUUAAGCUUGAGGGUAUUUUAGGAAGUAGACAAACUGGAAGGACAUUUAAAGCUAUUAUUUGUAGAGAGCCAGUUGCUAUGAAGGCUAUAGAUCUAUUUAAGGAAGCUGAUCUUUUGUGCAAAGUUAAAAAAGAAAUUAACAUCUACCAAAUUCUUAUGGAAAUUCAAGGGAAGUAUAUUCCAAAAUUGGUAUGUUAUGGUUACUAUGGAUAUGGAAUGGGUUAUUUUAUGGGUAUAACUAUAGUUGGUACUAAUUUGUAUCACCAUAGGAUAGAUCAUAAUCAAAGGAAUAGGGCUCUCGAAGCAUUAAAGGCGAUUCAUAGUUAUGGCAUUCUUCACAAUGAUAUUCGACAAGAAAAUAUCUUAGUUAACGAAAAAGGUGAAAUUUAUAUAAUUGAUUUUGGAAUAUCAAUUAUAACUAAUGAUAGGAGGCAGUUCUAUGAUGAGGAAUCUGAAUUAUCAAAUUUAUUAGAUCGCUAUAUGUUUCAAAAUCAUGUGACGCAGUAA
This is a messenger RNA of Funneliformis caledonium, 1076 nucleotides long. NCBI's taxonomy places the organism in Eukaryota, Fungi, Glomeromycota, Glomeromycetes, Glomerales, Glomeraceae. The record is from the annotation of a GenBank genome assembly.